CCCUAUCUGUACCUUCCUCGUUCGCCGGACACCCGAAUGCACAGAGCGAAGCAGAGCGCAGAGAGAGAGAGAGAGAGAUGGGGUUCCGGAGGAUGACGGGUUCGUCGUCGUCGUCGUCCCGGUCGGGCGACCCGGGUGCCUCCACCAGCGGCAGCGCGGAGUCGCCGCGGCGGUUCCCGCCGGCGGCUCAGCCGGAGAUAAUGAGAGCCGCCGAGAAGGACGACCAGUACUCCUCCUUCCUUUACGACGCUUGCCGCGACGCCAUUCGCCACCUCUUUGGCACUAGAGUCGCUGUGGCUUAUCAAAGCGAGACGCACCUUCUCGGGCAAAUGCUUUACUAUGUGUUGACGACUGGUUCGGGGCAGCAGACGUUGGGCGAAGAGUAUUGCGACAUCACUCAGGUAGCUGGGCCUUAUGGGCUUCCUCCGACACCGGCAAGGCGCGCCCUUUUUAUCAUAUAUCAGACUGCAUUUCCUUAUCUUGCAGAAAGAAUGAGUUCUAGAGUUGCUUCACGUGGAAUCGUGCUGGCCGAGGCACAAUCUAAUGAACUGUAUGAUAAUACUGCUUUUGAGAAUAAUCAAGGUCAAACUUCCGUAGCUACUGGUAAUCCCUCUUCCUCUGUGUCACGGGGAAAUGGAUCUGUUUUCGCAAGGUGGAAGAGGAGAUUAGUUACGCUGUGGCUGGAUGCUGUCCAGAGGUGGCCUUCGGUGCUUCCUGUAGCUCGAGAGUUUUUGCAGCUGGUCAUUCGAACUAACCUCAUGUUCUUCUACUUUGAAGGCUUGUAUUAUCACAUAUCAAAACGAGCAGUGGGCAUCAGAUAUGUGUUCAUUGGUAAACCAUCCAAUCAAAGGCCUAGAUACCAAAUAUUGGGCAUAUUUCUUUUGAUACAGCUUUGCAUACUUGCUGCUGAAGUACUAAGGCGCAGCAAUUUGUCAUCCAUUGCGAGUUCAGUUCAUCAUACAUCAUUACGAACACACCAAACUUCAUCAGGGAGAGGUUUGCCUGUACUGAAUGAGGAGGGCAAUGUGAUAUCACUCGAUCAUGAUAAAGGAAGUUGGCUCACAGAUUCUUCGACUACAGGGCCUCAGGGAGUGACUGCGACAAGUAAAUGUACAUUGUGCCUCAGCCAUCGCCAAUACCCAACGGCCACACCUUGUGGUCAUGUAUUCUGCUGGAAUUGCAUUAUGGAAUGGUGCAACGAAAAGCCCGAAUGCCCUCUCUGCCGCACUCCUAUCACUCACUCGAGCUUAGUCUGUCUGUAUCAUUCGGACUUUUAGUCCAUUUGAACUGUAUUUUAAUCUUUAGCUGGUGGAAAGUAUAAGAAAGAAGCAAAGCAAAUUUGCCUCGGCAGUACAUAGGUGGCGAGCGGUGAAUUUCUUGUGUCCAUGUCUCAGAUUAAAUGCUAUAAUUCCAUCCCCCUAAGCUGCUGACCGUGGCCAUUAGAGCUGGGAGCCAUCAAUUUUCUCAACAUGUAACUUUGGUCUCCCUUUUCAUACUUAUCUUAGGAAAAAUGUUCGGAUGUUGUACAUUUAGUUAUUUAAAGUUUCACCAAAAGGACUUCAUCCAAGUCUCUAUUUGAA
Rhodamnia argentea is the source of this 1580-nucleotide messenger RNA. Its product is annotated as peroxisome biogenesis factor 10. Gene Ontology annotation, molecular function: zinc ion binding. Gene Ontology annotation, biological process: protein import into peroxisome matrix. Bases 78 to 1277 code for a protein of 399 amino acids. The transcript is spliced from 11 exons. The record is from RefSeq and is a predicted model, not a curated record. Gene Ontology annotation, cellular component: peroxisomal membrane. NCBI's taxonomy places the organism in Eukaryota, Viridiplantae, Streptophyta, Magnoliopsida, Myrtales, Myrtaceae.